GUGGCCUCCGCGUCACCCGCGCCCGCGGUGGCCACAACAUGGCUGCGGCGCCGGGGCUGCUCCUCUGGCUGCUCCUGCUCGGGCCGCUUUGGUGGGUCCCGGGCCAGAGCCACGCCAGCCCCGGCCGCCUCUUCUCGGACUUGAAAUUGUGCGGCGACAAAGAGUGUAGCAUGUUAAUGUACUAUGGUGAAGCUCUUGAAGACUUCACAGGUCCUGACUGUCGGUUUGUGAAUUUUAAAAAAGGUGACUAUGUGUAUGUCUACUACAAACUUGCAGGGGCAUCCCCUGAAGUUUGGGCUGGAAGUGUUGGACACUUCUUUGGAUAUUUUCCAAAAGAUUCUAUCAAGGUACAUCACAGAUAUAUAGAAGAAGAACUAAAGAUACCAGCAGAUGAAACAGACUUUGUCUGUUUUGAUGGAGGAAGGGAUGAUUUUGAUAGCUAUAACGUGGAAGAACUUUUAGGGUUUUUGAAACGGGAUGAGACUGCCCCAGGUAGAGCUCUGGGAGUGAGGCCAGCAGAUAGCGCUUCGGGAGUGCAGCCAACAGCUGGCCAUAUAGACCAUGAGGAUGAAAGAAAAGAUCUUUUGGUAGAACACCCCACAACAAAGGGUGAAAAGCACUCAGAAAAAGACCCAGAACUGGUCAUUUCUGGGGAAGAGAAGGAAACAGAGGAAUCUGGGAGCGGCCUAGCACAUCUCGAGUCAGAACCAGAGGGUGGCAAGGCACAAACAGUGACGGCUGAUCUUACUUCAACUAGCAAGCUCAGCCCCCUGCCAGCUUCUGAAAAGGGCAAAGAAUUUACGGAAGCACUCCACAGAGAGAUCCGGAGAGACAGCUUACAGAGUGAACCAGGACACACAACUAUGGGGAGUCCUGUGGUGGAAAUUAACAGUAAACACGAACUACCUCACCCCGGAGCCAUACAAGAGACGCAGGCUGCUGAGAGGCCGGAAGUGCCGAGUGUUCCACCUGGACAGCCAGAAGCAGAGGACGACCAUCCCCCCGAAGAGCUGCUAGAGGAUGAGAACGCUGUGAGCGCACAGCAGUCUAAAGAAAACCACCCCAGCGUUCAUGACAGAUCAGAUACGAAUCCUCAAGUACGCUUGGGGAUUCUUAAUCUUGGCACUAAAGAAAACGAAACAACCAUUACAAUUCUGGAUGUUGGGGAAAAGGGUGAAACUACACCCCAAGAGGGAGGUGGGAUGGGCAAGGAGUCAAGUAGUAUGGCGGCGGAUGGAGGAGAAAGCCACAUGGCAGAGGUGAGUAUCCAGGGGCCACCUCAAGCCGACGGCCUCCACGAGAAGACAGCAGCACAGACUCCAGGCUUCAAAGCCAUGCAGAGCACAGAUCCUGAUGCCCUACAAAAAGACAACCCCGAGGAGCUAGUCGACACCUUGGGACUUGAGAACCCUAGGGGAGAGGAAAUCUCAGAAGGGGGGCCUGAGACUACUGAGAACCUUGGAGGCUCUGAAAGCCAGGGGCCUGAGACCGGAGACCUCCUGGAUGGCAGGCCCUGGCAACCAACACCGGAAAUUCCCGAAAUAGUGCUCAAUGCUGUAAGGGAGGACCUGCCUAUCAUAAACAACUACUUCCAGGAGGACCAGCAGUCCCUGUAUCGUUUUCUUAAGUACUUUGAUGUACACGAGCUGGAGGGGAUGCUGCAAGACAUGGCAGUAAGACUGAAAUCAGCUCAUCGGGACAGCCUGCCCUACAAUGUGGAAAAAGUGCUAGAUAAAGUCUUCCGUGACUAUGAAUCACGAAUUCUGAGUGCGGCAGAGAGAAUGUUUGAUACGCAAAUGACCAUAAAUCCGGGCUUGAAAGAGAAUAGCGUGCUGGAAGAAGCUGCAGUGCUGGAAGACAUACAAGACCUGAUCUAUUUUGUCAGGUACCUGUACUCUGGAGAGAAGACUGCCCCACCGGCCACGCUUCCACCUAUGGAGGAUGUCUGGGCCGAACCAGGAGAAGAGAUGCAGCCACCCCAGCAGAACAACUUACCCCAAGAAAACACAGAUGAUCUCAGUGUGCAGCUUCCGGAAGAGUCUGGUUUCUUGGAUCAACCUGUGACUGGGUACACAAGUGCCUCAGAGGCGUCACAGAAGCAAAAUACCGAGAAAGACACAGAUCUAGGUCUCCUUGUAAAUGACGGGUCUCCUGCCGGGGCUGGUGAUGCCCUAGAGCAACUGGAGACAAGUGUGGAGGAGCCAGCGAAUGACCCACCCCUGGAAAAUACCCUUGGUUACAUAUAUUCCUUCAUUUUCUAUGUAAGUAAGAUGCUAAUCGCCACAUUUCCUGAUAAUGUUCAGCCUGUUGCUGACUUUUACGGAAUACCAUGGCAGCCAGUGAUUAUUACUGCAGUAUUGGGAAUUCUUUCAUUUGCAGUUUUCUCUUGGAGAACUAUUCUUGUUGUAAAGAGUACAGUAUAUGAAGUUACUGAGAAGCAAAUUUCUAAAAAGUUGGAGACUAUCAAGAAAGAAAAUAAAGAACUUAUAAAAAAAUUGUCAAAUUGUGAAAAAAAGAUCAAUGAGUCAAAGAAAUACAUUCAAGAAACGGAAAAAAAAAACAUGAUUCUGUCUGACGAAGCUAUUAAAUAUAAGGAUACAAUCAAGUUACUUGAAGAAACUAAUGCCACUCUGAUUAAAAAAGCCAAAAGUCUUCAUUGUCAGUUAGAGUCUCAAAGAGAAAACAACGCCAAGAACCAGGACUUGAUUCUGGAAAACAAGAAGUCUAUCAAGAAGUUGAAGGAUGUCAUUUUGAUGAAGGAGUCAGAACUUUCAGAGGUUCAAAUUGCCUUUAACAAAGCUAAGCUCAGUGAAGAGAAAAUAAAAUGUGAGUGCCAUCGGGUUCAAGAAGAAAAUGUCAGGCUUAAGAAGAAGAAAGAGGAGUUGCAGCACCAGAUUGAGGAGUGGAGUAAAUCAUACACCAAGCUCACUGAACAGGUCAAGCAGUUUGAACAGUCCCAGAGAGACUUAGAAGCAGCUCUUACCCACAAAGACAACAAUAUUAGUGCUUUGACUAAUUGCAUAACACAGUUGAAUCGAUUAGAAUGUGAACUUGAAACUGAGGAUCCAAAUAAGGGGGAAAAUGAGUCAGAUGAACUGGCCAAUGGAGAAGUGGGAGGUGACCGAAGUGAGAAGAUAAAAAAUAGAAUUAGACAGCUGAUGGACGUCUCUCGGACACAGACUGCAUUCUCAAUAGUUCAAGAGGACCUAAAACUUUUACAAGUUAAGCUAAGAACAUCGAUGUCCGUGAAAUGUGACCUGGAAGACCAAGUAAAGAAACUGGAAGGUGACCACAACUUGCUGCAGACUACUAAAGCUAGGCUGGAAGAUGAGUGCAAAUCUCUGAAGCAGAAAGUGGAGAUUCUAAAUGAGCUCUACCAGGAGAAGGAGAUGGCUCUGCAGAAGAAAUUGCAUCAAGAAGAAUAUGAGAGGCAAACCAGAGAACAGAGACUAUCGGCUGCAGAUGAAAAAGUGGGCUCGGCUGCAGAAGAGAUAAAAUCUUACAAGCGGCGAAUUGAAGAAAUGGAAAAAGAACUUCAGAAAACAGAACGCUCAUUUAAAGACCAGAUUGCUACUCAAGAAAAGAAAGCUCAUGAUAACUGGCUCAAAGCUCGUGCUGCAGAGAGAGCUAUGGCAGAGGAGAAGAUAGAAGCUGCUAACUUAAGGCACAAAUUAUUGGAAAUGGCCCAUAAGAUGGCAAUGAUACAAGAUGAACAUGUGAUCGUGAAACCAAUGCCAGGAAGACCAAAUACACAAAACCCUUCCCGGCAAGGUCCACUGAGCCACAAUGGCUCUUAUGGCCCAUCCCCUGUGAGUGGAGAAUGCUCCCCUCCCCUACCAGCAGAGGCACCUGGGAGACCUCUCUCUGCUACACUCAGUCGAAGAGACAUGCCUAGAAGUGAACUUGUGCCAUUGGACAGACAUUCAUCUCGCCCUCGACCGUCAUCAGAGGCAUCUGGGAAACACUCUGCUCCUGACCCAGGUCCAGCUCCUGUGGUGAACACCAGCUCCACGCACUCUUCUCCUGCUAAGGCCAUGGAUGAGGGCAAGCAAACUGUUCGCCAAGAGCCUGAAGGCCCCUCAGUUUCCAGCACGACCCCAUUAGCUGAGCAUCCAGUAGCAAUAACAAGCAGUAACCUGAGUCACUGCUCGCAGCAUCCUUCUAACCUCUCUGAGUUGUCAUUGGCAACAUGGGGUUUACAUGGCUCCAAAAGCGACCCCUCCGUUUCCAGGGGUGCCGCUCUUAGGAGGCCCUGUGCCACGACCCAUUCGCUAUGGACCACCUCCUCAGCUCUAUGGGCCUUUUGGGCCUCGGCCAAUUCCUCCACCUUAUGUUCCAGGCUUGCGUCCACCAUUAGGCCUAAGAGAAUAUGCACCAGGUGUUCUGCCUGGGAAACGGGACCUGCCUGUUGACCCUCGGGAAUUUUUACCAGGACAUCCACCAUUUAGGCCUCCAGGGCCACUUGGUCCAAGAGAAUUCUUCAUUCCUGGUACCCAAUUACCACCUCCAGCCCAUGGUCCUCAGAACUAUACUCCACCACCACCUGCUGCAAGAGACUCACUGCCUUCAGGUCUGCGAGAGGAAGCCCCACCUGCCUCUCCAAGCAGAGUCCAGGGCCACUCACAGGCUUCAAAAGCCAGCCCCUAAGCAGUGGACAGUGCAUUUUUCAGUACAGCAAAGGAUUUUAUUGGCUUCAAAACCUAAAAGUUUGUUUUUAGUACUAAGCUGCCUUGGCAGUGUGCAUUUUUGAGCCAAACAAAAACAUACUAUUUUCCCUUUUAAGUAAAAAUCAGCUCUUAAGCUACAGAGCACCUCUCGACUUUGAAAUGUGCAAUAAAGAAUACCUAUGUUUAGUUAUUGUGGCAUAUGUAAUGAUUGCAAAAUGAUUCAGAAUAUCAUCAGUAUGAACAUUUCCUGUGGAAAUGCUUUAAGAACACGUGUUUCCAUGGCCUUGGUUUAGUGUGUGCCAGCUGAUACAGAGCAAGGUGUUUACAUCUCUAUCUGUGUCUCAAAGACUGUUACACUAAAAAAGUUUACUCAAGGAUCAUAAACUGUCCCGUUGCUAAAGUUCUUUGUGGUAAUAGUUCAUAAACUUUGUUUAUUAAUA
Messenger RNA from Meriones unguiculatus (Mongolian gerbil), 5107 nucleotides. RefSeq names its product MIA SH3 domain ER export factor 3 (gene Mia3). The transcript has 30 exons. Gene Ontology annotation, molecular function: protein binding. The record is from RefSeq and is a predicted model, not a curated record. Gene Ontology annotation, biological process: vesicle cargo loading; protein secretion; endoplasmic reticulum to Golgi vesicle-mediated transport. Gene Ontology annotation, cellular component: endoplasmic reticulum membrane; endoplasmic reticulum exit site. Bases 39 to 4412 code for a protein of 1457 amino acids. NCBI's taxonomy places the organism in Eukaryota, Metazoa, Chordata, Mammalia, Rodentia, Muridae.